AUGAGGUGUGUGACACCAUAUGAGCUUUUCAGCAGAGGCAUCUUUAUGAAUUUGAAUACUCAUAAUCUGCUCGGCAGUGAAUGGGUCGAAAAUGUUGUUGACAAGAUAUGCAUUCUAUCCAUGGGCAAAGCUGAAAAGAAGUUAACUGCUUUAACUGAAGAAUGUGGUAUAUCGUUAGUAUCAUCUGGUAAAGAAACAAGCAUGGAUUUGGAGGAAAAAGAUUUCAUUAGUGAAUUACCAAAUUCACUAAUUCACCAUAUACUCUCUUUUCUUCCAACCAAAUGUGUUGUUUCGAUUACUGUGUUGUCUAAAAGAUGGAAAAAUCUCUGGCUACAAGUACUUGUUCUUGAUUUUAGUCAUUCUGAGGACGAAGAAGAUUCUGACGAUGAAGAGGAGACCAACAGUGACAGCCGCUACUUGGAUCAUAACCGUGCGAAGGAAUGGAUUGCUACUGCAGUGAAGUGUAGGGUUGAAGAGAUCAUUCUUUCCAUGAGCUAUCCAGAAGACACGCUUGUGACGCUUCCUGUUUGCCUGUUCACUUCUGAAUCAUUAACUAAGUUGGAAAUUGAUUUUGAAGAUAAUUAUAGUUACUGCACCCUAGAUCUUCCGCAUGCAAUUUCAUUUCCAAGACUAAAGAUCUUGCGGAUUUCGGGUAUUGAUUUUCAGGAUGAGGUAUUGGUUCGACAACUUUUUUCAAGCUGCCCUUUACUUGAAGAUUUAUGUUUGACAGAUUGUGAUUUCUGUCAUAUAAACCUCUCAAGUAUUUCAGCUCCUAAAUUGAAGUCAUUUACUCUAACCGGUGGUAUGCCAAUGGUGUCUGUCGGGCUCAAGAUUGAUGCACCAAACCUAGUGUCAAUCAAAACCCUCUUUAAUUUUGAUUCUAAUCGAUUGGACGGGGAUUGGCUACCGGUGGAUUUCGUCGUGGAUAACUUUCCGUCUUUAGUUCAUGUUGAUUUAUGCUUUCGAGGGUUUUUUCGGUCCAGUGAUGAUUUUCAUACAUUAUCUAAGUUUAUAAUGAGGCUAUCUAAUGUACAACGCCUGCAUUUAUCGAGCGACUACAGUGGACAGGAGAUUAAAAGGCUCAUAAAUAUCCUCUCCACAAGCCUCCCUACAUUUGAAAAUUUGAUCCAUCUGGAAACGGAAUUUACUCGAGCUUACACAUUACUCAAAUUUCUACAAUUUACUCCCAAUUUGGAAUCACUCACCAUUGUUCGGACGUUGCGUUAACAUAGACACUGAGGACUCCUCCGCAUCAUAUUUGGUGCCUCGUUGUUUGCUGCUACAUCUCAGGACAAUCAAAGUUCGGAAGUUUGAAGGACAACCAGAGGAGCUGAAAUUGGUAAAAUGUUUUUUGAAGAAUGGCCGAACUCUUCAAGUGUUGCUUAUUGAAAUUGGAAUUACUUCACAAUCUGUUGCCGAGUUGGAAAAGAAAAACCAAAUCAUGGAGUUGUUGCUUAAGUAUCCUAAGGCUUCAACGAAUUGCAUGGUUAAGAUUUUGAGUUCCUAAGUAGUUUCUUUGAUUUUUUUUUUUUUUGAAGGCAAGUCAUAAUUCCAUUUUGAGGUUAAGACUAGAGGGCCAUGCCUUGUAUGAUCUCAAUUCAAGACGACUAGUACUGCUCCUACAGCUUUUUAUUUAAUACGAUUGAGAUACAUAUUUUGUUAACUAAA
Messenger RNA from Papaver somniferum (opium poppy), 1668 nucleotides. RefSeq names its product F-box/LRR-repeat protein At3g26922-like. Bases 1 to 1227 code for a protein of 408 amino acids. The transcript is spliced from 5 exons. Lineage: Eukaryota; Viridiplantae; Streptophyta; Magnoliopsida; Ranunculales; Papaveraceae. Gene Ontology annotation, molecular function: protein binding. The record is from RefSeq and is a predicted model, not a curated record.